AUGUCUGACUUCGCUGAGUCCUUUGGCGAGGCCUUUGCAGCUUACGAGAGAAGCAGCAAGGCCGGCUCUGGCUCUGGCUCUGGCGGCGGUGGUGGUGGUGGCCGUGGUAGACGUGGCGGCCGUGGCAGGCCAGAUAACCGACAGGGUUGUUGGCACUGUGGCUCUCGCGAGCACGUCUUGAGGGACUGCCCUCACAGAGGUGACCGGCGACAUCGCAAGAAGGAUAUCCGUCGUCAGGCGCCCCCUGUUCCGGCGACGACUCCCUCCCCUCCUGCUCCUCUCGAGCAGCUCCCUCUCCCUCCUGCUCCUACUCAGCAGCAGCAGCAGCAGCAGCAGCAGCAGCAAGACGACGAGGAGGAUAGAGUGGCCAUAGAACAAUUCGCGGCUGAGUUUCGACGCCGACGGGAACUGCAGCGGCUGCAGCAGCAGCAACAGCAACAGAAAGACGAGGCGCUGGAGGCGGAGAUGGCACAAGUCCAGGCCGAGUUUCGGUCUCGACGGGAGCAGCUGCAGCAGAUCGGCGAGGAGAGGACAGCGGCGAUGAAUCAACUCGUGGCUAAGUUUCAGUCUCGAAAGAAUCUGCAAGAGCAGCAAUACCAGCGGCAGCAACAACAGCUUAAUGAGGAGGAGGCAGCGGCGUUUGUACGACUGUCGCUUCGGUAUCAAUAG
Fusarium graminearum PH-1 is the source of this 669-nucleotide messenger RNA. RefSeq lists its product as uncharacterized. Gene Ontology annotation, molecular function: nucleic acid binding; zinc ion binding. The record is from RefSeq and is a predicted model, not a curated record. Lineage: Eukaryota; Fungi; Ascomycota; Sordariomycetes; Hypocreales; Nectriaceae. Bases 1 to 669 code for a protein of 222 amino acids. The transcript is spliced from 2 exons.